AUGGUAUCCUAUGAUGUGGAAACACAGAAGGGGGAGCCAGCAAGUGUGCUUGGCUCUCCCAAAGAGCACUCCUCGGCCGAGUUCGAUCAACCACCACAUAACCACGAUGACUACACCAUUCAUAUCCAAGCCGACAAGCUUGCUCGCAGGCUCAGCGCUCGCCAGGUCCAAAUGAUUGCAAUAGGUGGUACGAUCGGUACGGGCCUUUUUCUCGGGACUGGAAAAUCUUUGGCCACUGGUGGACCAGCGUCGAUUUUGAUCGCCUAUUCCAUUGUCGGUGCUAUCGUCUUUGUCACUAUGCUUUCAUUGGGAGAGAUGGCAGCAUAUGUUCCCGUAGCUGGUUCCUUUUGUACAUAUGCUGGCCGCUUUGUCGACGACGGCCUUGGAUUCGCCCUCACCUGGAACUAUUGGUUCAAUGAUGCCGUUUCUACUGCCGCAGACAUCAUCGCCCUACAGCUGCUGCUCAAAUUCUGGACGGACAACUUUCCAGGCUGGGCGAUCAGCUUGAUCUUUUUGAUAGUGGUUGUGGCAUUGAAUUUCAUGCCUGUGAGAGUUUAUGGCGAGGUCGAAUAUUGGCUAAGCCUGCUCAAAGUCAUCACGAUCUGCAUUUUCAUUAUUCUCGGCAUCGUCGUCAACUGUGGCGGCAACAGAGACCACAAAUACAUCGGCGGCCACAAUUGGCACAUUCCAGGGGCUCCGUUCCAUGGAGGCAUCGGUGGGUUUGCCAGUGUGUUCGUUACGGCGUCGUUCGCAUAUGGAGGAACCGAGUCGAUCGCUGUGACAGCGGGAGAAACGCAAAAUCCGGCAAAGAACCUCCCUAAAGUCGUGCGCAAUGUAUUCUGGCGAAUCCUCCUUUUCUACAUAAUCAGCGUCUUGAUUAUCGGUCUAAAUGUUCCAUGGAACUAUCCGAAUCUAUCCCAGAAAUCAACUGCGACCAGUCCAUUCACAAUCGUUUUCACUCAAGCUGGAAGUAAUGCGGCAGGUAGUUUCAUCAACGCAGUCAUCAUGACGAGUGUUAUAUCUGCUGGAAAUCAUGCUUUGUUCGCAGGUUCUCGGUUGAUGUACACUCUUGCCGUUGAUGGAUAUGCCCCUAAGUUCUUAGGUCACUUGAACCGCUUCCAGGUUCCUUGGGUGGCUGUGUUGGCAACUUCGGCGAUAUCAGGACUCUGCUUUGGCGCAAGCUACAUCGGAGCAGGCCAGCUGUGGUCAUGGCUCCAGAAUCUUGUUGGAGUAUCAAAUCAGAUAUCCUGGAUAUGUAUCGGUUUGUCCUCCCUACGGUUCCGAGCAGGUAUGAAAGCUCAAGGUCUGGAGCAUCUCCUGCCAUUUCGAAACUGGACGUAUCCUGUUGGACCCAUCCUGGCAGUUGGCCUCAACAUCGUCAUAGUACUCGUUCAAGGCUGGUCUUGUUUUAGUCCAAAGUUCAGUGCGGUGGACUUCGUGUCUUACUACAUUGAGAUUCCGAUUAUGUUUGUCAUGUUUGUGUUCUGGAAGCUCUUCAAGCGCACAAAAUUUGUGCACGUGGAUCAGAUGGAUCUCGUUACAGAUCGCUAUGACCUCCACCCAGAUCACAAGGCGGAGAUUGAAGCUAGGACUGAGAAUGGUCAAGUUGUUGUCAACCAGAGCAGGUGGCGCAUGUCUUUGAAGGAAGGCCAAGAAAACACCUUCCUUGGAAGACUGAAGAGAGUCGGAAUGUGGUUAUUCUUUUGA
This is a messenger RNA of Exophiala bonariae, 1707 nucleotides long. RefSeq lists its product as uncharacterized. Gene Ontology annotation, molecular function: amino acid transmembrane transporter activity. Lineage: Eukaryota; Fungi; Ascomycota; Eurotiomycetes; Chaetothyriales; Herpotrichiellaceae. The record is from RefSeq and is a predicted model, not a curated record. The transcript has 2 exons. Gene Ontology annotation, biological process: amino acid transmembrane transport. Gene Ontology annotation, cellular component: membrane. The coding region runs from base 1 to 1707 and encodes 568 amino acids.